Messenger RNA from Rosa rugosa (rugosa rose), 831 nucleotides. Its product is annotated as DDT domain-containing protein DDR4-like. The record is from RefSeq and is a predicted model, not a curated record. Lineage: Eukaryota; Viridiplantae; Streptophyta; Magnoliopsida; Rosales; Rosaceae. The transcript is spliced from 6 exons. Gene Ontology annotation, biological process: regulation of DNA-templated transcription. The coding region runs from base 178 to 831 and encodes 217 amino acids. Gene Ontology annotation, cellular component: RSF complex.
ACAAAGGAAGAGAUUUUUGUUCCAGCAAUAUAUGUCAGAGUGGUAAUUCAUGAUUAAAAUGUUCACUGGUAUGUGAUUACAUUACUGCAUGUUGCUGAGGGGGAGAUUCCACUCGUGGUAGCUAAAGGAGAGGAGAUAGCACGUUAUAAAGGACUUGAUCCGACAGAGCGUUUACUAAUGUUAAAAGCACUCUGUGAACUCCGAGCCGAUCAAGAUGAUGCAGUGGCUUAUAUUAAUGAUGCUCUGAAACAAGGAACUGAAAUUUCUUCAUUCCGCAAAGAUAAGAUAGGAGGAGACGAAAAGAGGACUUCUUAUUGGUAUGAUGGAAAUACAAUAAUAGGUCAUAGAUUAUACAAGGAAGUAACUGUCAUUGAGUCGAAGACAAAAGUUAGGGGAAAAGGGUGUUUGAACCUACCAAAUAUCAGUUUCCAGUGGGAAACACUAGCAACCAAUCUCGAGGAAUUUAAGAAAGUUAUGGAUGAACUCUCAUCAAGCAAAGUUGCAGGAGAAUGUGAUGCUGCUAAUACUAUUGAAACUGAUGCUAUUCCUGCUCUUGAGAAACUUCAGAAGUUACAAGACGGCUGCCACUCAACAGCGAAAGUAAAGGCUGUUGUUGAUGCGAAAGUAAAGGUUGUUGUUGAUGCAACUUCUGCUGGCAUCUUCAUUGUCAUCAUAAAGUGUGUUCUUCAAGACUUGGUUGGUUUCAACAUUUUACUAAAUUUUGUUAGAAAACUAGCUAGUUCUGUUGAUGUAAUGACUUUGUUGGAUAUAUGGAUGAAUGUAUCGGAUUUUAACAUAAAUGAAUGUGUUUUGGAUGUGAUGUCAUUUUGA